UCUAGGCCUGCAUAAAUUAAAAAGAUAAAACACCGUGUUCUGAGCUAAAACUCCCAAAAUAUUCUCAACUGUGCCAUUCUUAAUGUAAUAAUUGUAAAUAUUAUAUCAAAGCUCCAGUAGCAAAUUCAACCCUUGACCUUUUCCUAUAUAAGUAAUCACUUCCAAGAAGUACCCAUCUUAAAUUCCCAGCCUCUGUAAACUCUCUAAGCAUGUCAACCUCUACUUCAACCGCUCAACUAUUUCAAGAUUUUGUAGGGGACUUUUACUCAAGAAGAUUGCUACUACACACCCCCCUUUACCAAUCACCAACUGCGGCAGCUCCUGCAGCUCCUGGAAAUGGCCACAAUCCAUCAGAAACUUACACCAGAGAUAACAAUUUCGACGCAAAUGUUGUUAUGGUCCUCUCAGUCCUCUUAUGUGCCCUGAUUUGCUCACUUGGAUUGAAUUCCAUCAUUAGGUGUGCAUUGAGGUGCUCCAAUUUGGUAGCUUCCCAGUCUGCUGGCGAUUCCUCAACUCGAUUAGCCAAUACAGGAGUCAAGAGAAAAGCAUUAAAGACGUUCCCAACAGUAAACUACUCAACUGACUUGAAGCUGCCUGGUCUGGACACAGAGUGUGUGAUAUGUCUUUCAGAGUUCACAGCUGGUGAACGUGUACGCCUUCUGCCUAAGUGCAACCAUGGAUUCCAUGUCCGGUGCAUCGACAAGUGGCUCAGCUCACACUCAUCCUGCCCUACUUGCAGGCACUGCCUGAUUGAGACAUGCCAAAAGAUUGUUGGUUGCAACCAAGCUACCUCAUCAGAACCUCCACCAGUGCAAGAAAGCAUUGUGAACAUAGCACCACUAGAACCUGAAGAAUUUGGACCAGAGGGGAGCAAAGUAAGGCCUAAGAACUGGAGCCUGUUUAGACUGUGACACUGCACUGACUCCAAGUUUGAAGGCUGUCCACAUCACAAAUAGUUUCCAGAUAAUUACCGCAAUAAGUGGUGAAUGUCGACAGCAAACCUACAGAGAAAAUCUCAACAACCAGAUUUAUAGUUUAAUAAGGUUAGUGUGUUUUUGUCAAGUGUUCAUUUUCAUUAUCAGCCGGAAAGGUCCUACUACUUGCACUACCAGAAGUGCCCAUCAGUUAUAAAGGACUUAAAUUCAUAUUUUAUUUAACUCCAUAUAGAAACCAGUAAAAUGUACUUGCU
Molecule: messenger RNA, 1189 nt
Organism: Hevea brasiliensis (rubber tree)
Lineage: Eukaryota; Viridiplantae; Streptophyta; Magnoliopsida; Malpighiales; Euphorbiaceae
Product: RING-H2 finger protein ATL78
Exons: 2
Coding region: 210-911 (233 amino acids)
Biological process (GO): protein ubiquitination
Molecular function (GO): transferase activity
Source: RefSeq, a predicted model, not a curated record